This is a messenger RNA of Rosa chinensis, 912 nucleotides long. RefSeq lists its product as uncharacterized. Bases 132 to 788 code for a protein of 218 amino acids. Lineage: Eukaryota; Viridiplantae; Streptophyta; Magnoliopsida; Rosales; Rosaceae. The transcript has 6 exons. The record is from RefSeq and is a predicted model, not a curated record.
UUUAUUUCGAAAUAAGUAGACGUGGACGUGUCAAAAUUGCAGAAUCAGAGUAGCGGUGGAAUGAAGGGCUUUGUGCACCAGUCAUCUGCAAUCCAUUAACGGUUGCUCACCUCUCUCUCUUCUACCAGAAGAUGGCAGGGAUGGCAUCUCUUCCACAUGGAAAUACUGCAAAUUGUAGCUUACUAUGUGAAAGGGGACCUGUUUCGUUUAUGGGUAUCUCAGCUCUUCCAUUGACACAACUGAGGGUCAGAGCUUUUGAUGGUUCGGUGAGAGGUAGAGCUAUAACUCACAGCUUAUGUAGAAAGGAGACAUCCCCUUUCUGGGGUAAAGGUUCCGACAGAAUCCACAACAUGAUGUCAAAAAAGGUGGUCAUUAACAUCCCCAGAAAUAGCAAUUCUUCGAAUUCUAAUGGGGAAGAAGACAACUCCCCUGAUAAGGCCAAGCAGCAAAAGUCUUUUGGAUACUCGAGGAAGGAUGUUAUAUUGAUUGGAGUUGGAGUAACUGUUCUAGGUGUUGGCUUGAAAAGUGGAUUAGAGUUUGUUGGAGUCGAUCCUUUACAAGCAGGGAAUGUCGUUCAACUGGUAUUGGUGUUGGGUCUUACAAUCGGAUGGAUUUCUACUUAUAUUUUUCGAGUUUCAAAUAAGGAAAUGACAUAUGCACAGCAAUUACGUGACUAUGAAAGCGCAGUCAUGGAGAAGAGAUUAGAAGGCCUAACUGAAGCAGAACUAGAAGCGUUGCUUGAACAAGUUGAUGAGGAGAAGAGGCGCCUUGGCGAGAAAGUAAAUUAAAGCCUUAAAAGGACUUGUAUAGAGAGAGUAGUGAGCUUACAGAUAUAUUUUGAAAGUUUCCCUCAAUUGUAUUUUGAUAAAAGAUCACACAGGCAAAGCAAUGGGUAAUGUCGUAUUCUCUUCA